UCUUCACUAAUUACUACCAUCCCUUCAUAUAUGUCUUAAAUCAUUACUAAUUAGUCAUUAAUACUACAAUUAUGAUAUCUAAUUCUCUUAAUUAAACUUCUACGUUACAAACACACAUAAUUAACGUAAAUCUCUUAGCCUCCCUAAACAAAUCUACUAUAUAUACUCACAUAACACACAACCAAAAUCACAACUCAAUCCAAAUUUCCCCUACUUAAUCCUACAUAAUUAAGCGUUAAACAUUCACAAAAAAGAAUCCAUACAUCAUAUCAAAAUGGUUAUUGCAAAACUCAAUCUCCUCUUUGUACUCAUCCUAGCAUGCUCAAUCAACAUGACCUCAUCCUCGAGGCCAACCCCACCACCGACCACUACCCCUACCACCACCACCACCACCACCACCGCCACCGCACAAAGGCUGAACAAGCUUGCCGGUGAAACACCUGGUGGCGGCUCAUCAUCAACUUCAGUCAAUUGUUGGGCUUCCAUGUUUGAACUUCAGUCGUGUACAGGAGAGGUGAUCCAGUUCUUUUAUGAAGGUGAGACGUACCUCGGGCCGGGUUGUUGUCGGGCUGUUCGGGUUAUUGAGCACCAUUGUUGGCCUAAUAUGUUGGCUACUCUUGGGUUUACUUCUGAGGAAGGGGAUGUUCUUCAAGGUUAUUGUGAUUCUGAGGAAGAUCACCAAAAUGGGAACUAAGUAUAAUUAAUUAAGGUCUUGGUAAUGAAAUUAAGGUUGUAUUUUUGUUAUGCUAGUAGUUAUUAAAUAAGUGGUUUUAUUUCCACGAGAAAUACCAUGCAUGGUUCGUUGAAAAUGGAAGCUUAAUCUUGUUUUAAUAUAUCGUUUUGUAAUAUAUAUCUAUUGCUGAUAUGAUGUUUUUCUCCACUA
Molecule: messenger RNA, 883 nt
Organism: Spinacia oleracea (spinach)
Lineage: Eukaryota; Viridiplantae; Streptophyta; Magnoliopsida; Caryophyllales; Amaranthaceae
Product: egg cell-secreted protein 1.1-like
Exons: 1
Coding region: 275-694 (139 amino acids)
Biological process (GO): double fertilization forming a zygote and endosperm
Source: RefSeq, a predicted model, not a curated record